This is a messenger RNA of Gymnogyps californianus (California condor), 669 nucleotides long. RefSeq names its product MAP6 domain containing 1 (gene MAP6D1). Bases 1 to 669 code for a protein of 222 amino acids. Gene Ontology annotation, molecular function: microtubule binding; calmodulin binding. The transcript has 4 exons. Gene Ontology annotation, cellular component: microtubule; Golgi-associated vesicle; cis-Golgi network. The record is from RefSeq and is a predicted model, not a curated record. Lineage: Eukaryota; Metazoa; Chordata; Aves; Accipitriformes; Cathartidae. Gene Ontology annotation, biological process: cytoskeleton-dependent intracellular transport; regulation of microtubule cytoskeleton organization; microtubule cytoskeleton organization.
AUGGCUUGGCCCUGCAUCAGCCGGGUGUGCUGCCUGGCCCGCUUCUGGAGCCAGCUGGACAAGUCCGACCUCUCCGUGCCGCUCACCAUCCACAACUACUCGGACAUCGAGGAGCAGGAGGACGGGGCGCCCCAGCGCGGCGGGCCCCCCCCGCGGGGCAGCGCCCGCCCGCCCGCCCCGGCCCCCCGCCCGCGGGACCCCGCCGCCGGGAAGCCAGGCGAGCCCUUCGCGGCGGAGACCCAGUACCGGCGGGACUUCAGAGCGUGGCCCCUCCCGAGGAGGGACGCCUUCCCCUGGGUCAGCGCCAGCAGCGGCGGCGGCGGCAGGAGGGACGGGGCCGCCCCUCAGCCCGCCCCGGGCCGCGCCGCCUGCGCCCUGCCCGGCGGCGGGAGGCCGGCGGCGGACGGCUGCGGCGGUCCCGAGCAGCUCCGGCCGCGCUCGCAGGCGGACGGCGGCCACACCACCUCCUACAGGCAAGAGUAUCGCCCAUGGACUGGAGCAAAACCAUCCAAGCCUAUAAAGACAAAGCAAGGCUUCAUUAUCCCAGAAGAUCAUUUUGUUCAAGAGACAAGCUACAAGGCAGAUUUUAAGAUCCCAGAGGUGAAGACCAGGUUCUCCCCCAACCCUUCUGCUGUUUUCCAGGCACCGUCACGGAUCCUCAACGUGUGA